This is a messenger RNA of Fonsecaea nubica, 1035 nucleotides long. RefSeq lists its product as hypothetical. Bases 1 to 1035 code for a protein of 344 amino acids. The transcript has a single exon. The record is from RefSeq and is a predicted model, not a curated record. NCBI's taxonomy places the organism in Eukaryota, Fungi, Ascomycota, Eurotiomycetes, Chaetothyriales, Herpotrichiellaceae.
AUGGGCUCGUACGCUCCCCUUCACGACCAAGAGGUCCACACCAUCCACAUCCCCGAGGACGUGCGCCGGUCGGGCACCCCGACGCUCGACCUCAUCGGCGAAGGGGUCGCGUUCCUGCACAAAGACGGCAUCGUCGUGCUCGACAACGCCAUCGACCCGGCACACCUCGACGCGCUCAACGCCCAGUUGUCGCCCGAGGCGCUCGAGAUCGCCGCCGACCCGGACCACCACUUCAACUUUGGCAAGCACACGCGCAACAUGGACCAGGCGCCGCCGCCGACCAGGGACCUCAUGUUCAAGGACGUCUGGUGCAACCCGUUCGCGGCGGCCAUCCUCGCGGCGGUCCUGGGCCCGCGCCCCGUCGUCCACUACGCCAACGGCAACACGGCCCUCCAGGCGCCCCCGGACGGCCGCCAGCCCGUCCACUCGGACUGCGAGUUCGCGCACCCGGCCUACUUCCCCUUUGCGUACGUCAUCAACAUCAACCUCGUCGACGUGACGGCCGAGAACGGCGGGACCGAGGUGUGGGUGGGGAGCCACCACGUGUCGGUGCACGAGGCGCACAACCGGGUCUCCACCACGGGACGAACAGAAAGCGGUGAUGACGGUGGCGAAGAAGAAGAAGAAGUGGUGGAAGGCCUCCUGACGAUCCGGCCCGACGCGCUCGAGACGCGCCGCAAGCACUCGCCGCCCGUGCAGGUGCGCACGCGCAAGGGCAGCCUGAUCCUGCGCGACCUGCGGCUCUGGCACGCGGGCAUGCCCAACCUGACGGCCGACCCGCGCAUCAUGCUCGCCUUCGUGGCCAGCCCGGCCUGGUGGCGCGGCCGCAGCGCCGUCAAGCUGCCCCUCGCGGUCAAGGACACGGUCGAAUCCUGGGCCGACGAGAUGGCCUACGCGGCCGACUGGGUCGACGGCGAGGUCGACCACAAGAAACUGCGCAGCAACGGCGUCGACUUUGACGGCGACGCCAAAGUUCUAGAGACGUUUCGCACCGAGCUCAGCGUGUGGCCUGAGUAUCGGCCCCGGUGGUACUGA